AUGGAUAUUGAUCUCUUGUGGGCUAUUGGGGGGUGGUUUCUAUUCUUUGAUUGCAUGGCAGCUUCUUCUUCUUCUUCAACAUCAUCACCGCUCUCAGAAAGCGACACAAAGCUCAACCAUCUCUUCAUCGGCUUCUUCCUCGUCCUCUCCCUUCUCAGCUUCGGGUUCCUUGUAUUGAUGACCCAACCAAUGGACCAUGCCGAAAAGCCGUCACUUGUGCCCUCCUCCUCGUCAUUAAUCAUCACUCGAAGGCUUCUCCUCUCAUCAUCGGAUCACUCCAUGGAGUCAUCAUCUUCAUCGUCAUCUUCAUCUACUGUGAGCUUCCACCCUAAGAAGGCCAAUAACCGCAAGGCUCCUUCACGACAAUUUGCAGCCGGAGCUCACGAGGUCCCGAGCGGUCCGAACCCAAUAUCAAACCGAUGA
This is a messenger RNA of Eucalyptus grandis, 423 nucleotides long. RefSeq names its product CLAVATA3/ESR (CLE)-related protein TDIF-like. Lineage: Eukaryota; Viridiplantae; Streptophyta; Magnoliopsida; Myrtales; Myrtaceae. Gene Ontology annotation, cellular component: apoplast. The record is from RefSeq and is a predicted model, not a curated record. Bases 1 to 423 code for a protein of 140 amino acids. The transcript has a single exon. Gene Ontology annotation, biological process: xylem development. Gene Ontology annotation, molecular function: receptor serine/threonine kinase binding.